Micropterus salmoides (largemouth bass) is the source of this 3119-nucleotide messenger RNA. RefSeq names its product chromosome unknown C6orf120 homolog (gene cunh6orf120). The coding region runs from base 278 to 835 and encodes 185 amino acids. The record is from RefSeq and is a predicted model, not a curated record. The transcript is spliced from 2 exons. Lineage: Eukaryota; Metazoa; Chordata; Actinopteri; Centrarchiformes; Centrarchidae.
AGUGGGAGCGUUAAACUGCGAAUGAAUACAUUUUUAAUAACAAUUUCCUAACUUAAUUAGCAAGUUUUAAGUUAUUCGGCUUCUUCUCUUUUCCGGAAACUUGUGCGGAUUUAGUUCAAACUGAGCAAGCUAGCAGGAAGGUUAGCUGCGGGAUAGCUAACUAAGUAGCUUGCUGUUAGCUCAGGCGAACGCUAGACUACUUUAUACUAAGCGCAGUGUGAGAUAACAGGCUGUCUGGUGUCGUCCAGGCGGUGUUUGACUGACUGAUGCCUUCGCCAUGAUGCUGAGCUGCAGCGCUCUGGUCGUUGGCCUCCUGCUGUCCCAGGUAAGAGGCUUCCUGAACUCCUCGGAGGACGACGGCGUACCCGAAGACUGGGUGCUGCUCCAUGUGGUUCAGGGCCACAUCGGGGCCGGGAACUACAGCUACCUGCGCCUCAACCACGAUGGCAGAAUCAUCCUGCACAUGCAAAGCCUCAAGGGGGACGCGGAUCUCUACGUGUCGGAUAAAACCCUGCGGCCGAGCUUCGACACGUACAAGCUGCAGUCGGUCACCUGCGGCCAGGAUGUGGUGGUGGUGCCGGGGGACUUUGCGAGGCCCGUGGGCAUCGGCAUUUACGGCCACCCGUCUCACAAGGAGAGCGAGUUUGAAAUGCGAGUGUUUUACGAUCAGAUGGUGCCCGUGGACCCGUUUGAAAAGGGCUUAUACACUUCAGAAGACGGACAAAGGCAAGGGCAAUCCCCUCAUGAGGCAGAGGAGGACUUUCAGGAAGAGGAGUCGAUCUUUUGGACAAUCCUAAUCGGACUUUUGAAAAUUAUACUUGAGAUUUUGUUUUGAAAACGGUUUCCUGCCUUGCUGCUGCGACAGAAGGAGGAGAUUCUGCUUAUUUGGCUCAGUCAACCUUGAUACAUAAAAAGAUACAUCUUUCAUGCUGUAUGGAUGAGAAAAUGUAUUAACAAGUCAUUUUAACAAUUCCUUUCCCUGUGAUCAAACAGACUGUAUAUAAAGAUGGACGACACUUUUUGAGCCUAGUCUCGCUGUACGCCUGGCCGACUCGGUUAUGAACGAGGCUCAGCUGUCAAUCAUGACGUGAAACCCCGUAUUUAUAGCGUCAAAUACUAAUUAAAUAACUAAUAAAAAUAAUAUAUGGUUGAUGAUUAAUGCAGGGGCGAUCAGGGUGUUUUGGCUUCACUUUCGUCCAUCUUUAUAUACAGUUGUCACAAACAUACAUACCAGAUAAAACCAGAACAAAGAAGUUUUUAAAAAUUUAAGUUGCAAGUUAAAACUUCACUGCUGAAAUCACCAGUGAAGCCAGACUGAUCAGAAAAGUGUAUGUUUGGUGACAUGACAAAAUAACAUUUACCCUGUCUUUGGGCCUUUAUGAUUUUCUCUAUUGAACUGCAGUUCAACCAAAAGGCCAAGUUAGAGACAUUUCUGGAGUCUAAAGGAAAAGUUUGGGUUUUUCUUAACAGUCACUGUUGUCAUCCUUCAUGUUCACACUAGUCGUGAAGUGACCCCUUCCCAAAGCGACUUCACUGCCUAGUUCGACAGUUGGAUCUGAGUUUCUUGAGCCUGGUGCAUCACAGACCUACGACCACUUAGAGCAGUGACAUGCGACUUUUCAAAUCUGGACCGGUGACGCUCGUCUUGUCGGUCAUCGUAUCUAACUCGCCCAAUAUGAGAUAAAUGGUUGUGAUUGGCCCGACCAGUUCCAGGACAGGUGGGUGCCGGUUUGAAUGAGAAGGAGGGGGGGGGGGGGGGGCAGAAGCAACUGCCAGAGCAAAUGAAACGUGAAUUCGGUAGAUUCGUCUGGUUCCCAGGCUAAGUCUUGAUGUGUUGAAUCGUAUAAAUGGGGAUAACGGGCAUUCUUGGUGUGGCACUUGACAUGAGUAGUGACAGAAGUAGAGCUUGAGUAAUUAAAAUCCUGUGAGUUUCCUCAACUCCGGUCAAUCAAGUGAUCGUCAAAAUUAUCUGUUUACAGAUUGGACACAUAACAUUUUAAGUUUCCUCACUGAGAUGUGGCUGAGAAGCGUCCUGGUUAGUCGCAUAUAGGUUUGAGGCAAGGACGCCACUCCAAGUAGCAGGAUGAAGAUACUCACCUUGUUUGUCUAACUCGGACUGCUGAAGCUUCAACUUAUUUAAACACAGAAGGCUUUUGUCCUUCUCCUCUUAACAAUGAAAUGACAUUAGAAGGGAUCACAGACAGAUGGAAAGAUUACAGCGACCCAUAGUUCUCACAAUGUAUACAAGGUAUCUGUGUGUUGUGUUAAGAUGGACUUGAACCAAACCAUUUAAACUUUAUCCUGAUUCUUCAGAUUAGGGCUGCAACUAACGAUUAUUUUUCAUAGUCGAUUAAUUUCUCGAUUCUUUUUGGUCUGAAAAAUGUCGAUCAGUGUUUCCCAAAGCCCAAGAUGACCUCGUUUUUUUUUUUUUUUUUUUUUUGUUUUUUUUUUAAAUGUUCACAUUUAUGAAGCUAGAGAAUUUUGACUUACUCAAACCGAUUAAUCGAUUAUCAGCAGCUGACAACUAAUAGAUUAGUUGCAGCUCUACUUCAAAUCAAAUUUAGCAUUCAAACUGUUGUGGCGGACUCUCGUCUCGGCCUGUAAAUGAAAGAAACCACUUGUCUUAUCUCUGCUCAUCAACACCAUGCAGGAUGUGUUCGGGUUUAAAUGUCUAAAAGCUUACAGCAAUACAGCUCUUUUUUUUUUUUUUUUUAAUGACAUUAACUUUCCUACAGGGCAGGUUUGUUGUUGGACGUAAAGGAAAGCCUGAGCGUAAGGAUUAUGGUACUUUGUUGACUUUCACCAAAGCAGACGGUUUAGUUCAUUGGGACGUCUGCGAAGGUGAAGACGCUGCUGAAAAUGCCACCGGCCUGUUAACAUUAGUAGCAACUGUUCUUUUCUUCUCUAUUUAUUUAUUUUUUUCCUUGCCUGUUGGACAAGCUCCCAGUUUAAACAUCAGCUUACGAGUAAACUUGCGACCACUGAGCAGAAAUGUUCAACAGUGCCUUCAGAUCCCGUCUUCUGCAGGGGUGAACAGCCGAGCCGGGCUUCCUGUUUUCCAGAGACGAUUCAAUAAGGUUUCUAAAUAAAGCAGUUCUUUUGCAGACUGUUUAAAAAAA